Molecule: messenger RNA, 4011 nt
Organism: Cryptococcus deneoformans JEC21
Lineage: Eukaryota; Fungi; Basidiomycota; Tremellomycetes; Tremellales; Cryptococcaceae
Product: conserved expressed protein
Exons: 4
Coding region: 13-3873 (1286 amino acids)
Cellular component (GO): mitochondrion
Source: RefSeq, a predicted model, not a curated record
ACACCCCCCGCCAUGCCCAAGCCCACGUUCAUACAGACCGUCCUCCGCAAGCCGGCACGCUCGUACGCAGACCCAAACGCCCCCCCGCCCUGGUCAGACAGCUACCGCGACGCCGACCGCUAUCCCGCCUCCGCCGCAUCCCGCUAUGCGCCAGUGGACGACUACCGCCCUGCCUACGCCCACAGCCACAUCUGCCACCAGGAUGCCGGCCCCAGCAGACGGGUCUCUCGCGCUCCAAGCUCGGUCGUGUCCGCCUCCGCUGCAAGCGAUACCUCGUUCAGGACCACCAGGUUCCCAAAACCGUCGGGGAAAGCCACCCACCAUGUCGUCCUGCGCAACGGAGAGAUCGUCCAUGCCCCCGUAGGAGAGUCCGUCUCGGAAAUAGGCACCGCCUCUGCUGCACCAUCUGUGCGCUCUUCAAGAAGAAAGGAGAAGCCGCCGCCUCCCGUGCAAGCCCAACCGGGUAAUGUGCCAGCAAAGACGACAAAGAAGCGCAAGCCCAAGCCGGUCAUCGACCGUUCAGACUCUUCAUUGUGCUCGACGCCCCCGGCACUGCACUCGAGGCUGAGCGAGACGUCGUCGGCUUCUUCUUCCCCUUUGGUCCCCAUCUCGCCCGUCGCCCCCACUUUGCCGCGGGUGACCCAGUCAGCUGCAGAGAAACAGCUAAAGGCUGCGAAACAGCCUACAAGGCCGCCCAUAUCAGUGCCCGCAAACGCGCCUACCGCCCUGCUUACCCCACCUGCCUCGAGACAAUCAACGCCUAGCUCAUCUUCCCAGUCAGUAACACCACCCACACCAAUCCCGCCUAAAAUUGAACUCGUGCAACAAGUGUCGAAUUCAGAUUCAGAUUCAGAAGUGUUCUACACCCCUCGCUCUUCAUUCUCAUUUUCGUUCGACGCGGCUGCCCCAGUCGCCAUCGACGCACCUCUUCCCGAGCCUAUAGAAACGCCUAGAGCUGUCGACAUGGCCGAACCUAUGCUGGACCCGGUCGUCACCCCGAAACCGAGACCAAAGACAGAAAUCCUGUUGGGCGCUCCCGUGUUCAACCUCUUGCCUCCUACACCAGCGCCUAUACCCGAUCCCAUCUCCACCCCUUUCCACUCUCAGCCCACUUCGCCUAUUGAUCGGUCCGCCCUCCAUCCCGACCACCUACCGCAUACCACCUCUCGUCCCACUCUUGCACCUAGAGUAAUCAACCCCCCUCGCAACACGGCGGAACAGCCGCCGCCUCUUCCUUCAAAGGACGACGAGGAUAUGGAGAGUGCAUCAGGCCAAGCAGGCUCAGAUGACGAAGAAGAGUCGGCGCGUCAACCCCAUCGUCGUGCUGGCGGCUCACGCACUCCCAAAUCGUCUUCCCGGCCUUGUAGCAGAGCACAGUCCAUUCGCUCCUCGUCGCGGCGUUCGCACAACGCAUUCGAAGGUAUCAGCCGAUCAACUUCCGAAGCGUCCUUUGGAUCCGGCGGCGGAGGAGGAGGAGGACGAGAUGGAGCAAGUGGUGCCAGCAGGGCAAGUAGUAUCGUCGCCGGGUUUGGCAAAGGUGGAUGGGCGGCGGCGGCGGCGAGUACUGGUAGCAGAUCCGGCGCGACAACGCCUGUCAUGUACCUGCCUCCCAAUGGAACUACAGGAUGGGAGGGAUUCCCACCUACCCCUGCCGGCGCUAGUAAUUCUCCACCAAGAAGACAGUCCAAGUUCACCCCUUUACCCGCUGCAUCUUUACCUUCCUUUGACAAGCUGAUCAACUCUCCCAGCCUCGCAGGCGGUUCGAUCCAUUCUCCUUCCAACGCGUCAGCCAACGGGGGCAACGUCCCGCAAGCUCUUUACGAUCCGAGUGUAUCAGCAUCAGUAUCAGCAUCAGCAUCAGUACCGGUAUCGUACUCGUCGCCUAGCGAAUAUUCUCAGGGCUCGGCGUCGGACAACUUGCCGUUGCCGAGUCGGUCGUAUGCGCCCAAGCUCUAUUCCAGCGAGACGCGCCAGAGUAGUAGUAGUAGUCGUUUAUCAGAAGCGGAUGCUGAUGGUCAAGAGGACAAUCGUCAGGGUUUGAACACUACGCGAUCCGAGCUCCAGCGUCCAGAGGCUCCCGUCUAUCCGCCAAGGACUCCAUCGCCUUUACCCCCAUCAUCGUCAUCACCUGGCCGUCUCUCUCAAUCCUCUCGUCCUACAUCUCCCUCAUUAUUAACAUCAGAAUCCACUUGGCGUCCCCCCCAAUCCCAAUCCCAAUCCCAAUCACCUAUCCCUACACGUCCAACCACUCCGCGGGCCGGGUUCGAACCGCCUUCCUUCCUGGACCCCGACAUCCUCACCAUCCUUCCAGAGAUGACCCCCCAAGACUCUGAACGUCUCUAUCGCUCUUCGCCCCCUCCCGAGAGGAGCCGCUCAAGGUUAUCCAUGUACCACGAUAAUGGAGGAGGACAUUUGUCGCAUUCGAGAAAGUCUAGCAUCUUUAGAGGCUCGAGGAGCGAAGUCGGCCACGGCCCAACAGCUGGACACGUACAUGGUGGCAGUGAGGCAGGCGAAGAAGAUGAUGGAUUGGCUGAAUUGCCUUUACCGUCCAUGAUCAAGAGGUCGAAGAGCGCUGCUGGGUAUAGGUUUACAGGCGGGUCAAAGUGGGAAGGGAGUUCGUAUGGUGAUGGGAUGUUGAUGGAAUCGCAUGGAAGGGAUCAAGAAAGUGCUCCUGGGUACACCAACUUGAUUUUACCUCUGGGCGCUUACAAACAGUCAAACCCGGCCAAAUCAGCGCCCGACCUAGACGCACGUAUCCUUGGUCUUCCACACGCCACCAUGGCAUCCAUCACACUCCAUUCCACAUUUGACCACCACAACGCUACCCCCGCACACCUCCGUGACCAGCUCCCGCCCCUUGUAGAGUUUAGCUCUCACUCAAAACCCCCAGGAAAGACGGGAAAGAACCAAGUGCUCGUACAGGUUUAUGCUGUUGCGGUGGAUCAAGUGGAUGUACGUGCCGUGGACGAAAAGGGAAGAGGGGAUGUGGGCAAGUAUGUGCCAGGAAGGAGUUUUGUGGGGAGGGCGUUGGUGGUUGGAACAGAUGAAAAGGAAGUGGUCAGAGGUGACGUCGUGAUGGGUUUAUUGGACAUUCGCAAGAGCGGCGCAUUGGCAGAGUACAUUCUUGUCGACCGUCGACGUGUCUCUCGAGCACCAUUCCCUACCCUUCUCACACUCGAACAACUCUCGAUUCUCCCUCUCCAAGGCAUCGCUGCAGCGCGAUGCGUUCGUGGCUCUCUCAAUCGCCAGUUCCGCGCCAUUAUCAUCAACGCCCAUACUGGUAUCGCCGCACUCGUCUGUCAGGUCAUGUCCCGCGCAGGUGUAUACGUGACGGCUAUCGUCCCCGGUGGGGACGACUCGCAUGAGGCUCACCAAAAGUGUAUUGAGAAUGGGGCCAAGGGAGUGCUCAUGGGUUCUCCGGCGGCAGUGAUGAUCAAUCUGGAGGAAAAUGGGUAUGACUUUGUGUUUGACACCCAGGGUGGGCAAAGGGUGUAUGACACUGCAAAAAGAGCAUUGAAGAGUGGCGGAAAAUUGGUAUCGACCAAGCGCCCCGAAACAACUCUGAACCGCGUCCCGCCCCACUUGGCUUCCCGCCCGUCGGGCAUCAAGACACUGAGAACAGUGUUUGGUUCAAAACGCAAAGACUCAAAGUUUAUCGCCUUUGAAUACGUCUCUCCCAUCGGGUCUGGUGAGCCAGAGAUUGACGCAUCCGGGAUGGAUUGCCGUGAUGUGAUGGAGGAACCGUGUAUGGCAACCUUUAGGCCAGUGCUGGAAGGUGAGAACGCAGUGGUGCCCUUUGAAAGGGGAGCAGAUGUCUUUAAACGCCAAGGAUGGGAUGAGUGUGGCGUGAGGGUCGUGAGAAUUAUCAACUAGUGUUCUGCUUUUUAGGUCCACAGCGUGACUCUUUCAUUAUACAAGUAUAAAACUGUUUCUAUAUUCAUUCCGUAGAACACGCCUAUACGCAAGGACGAUAUAUUAUACAUGUUGGUUUUUUUUUUCCAUCAACAGUCC